ACGGCUUUAAGGCUUUUGAAGAAUCAUGUCUGGCCGUGCAAAGCAGGGUGGCAAGGCUCGUGCCAAGGCCAAGUCCCGCUCUUUCAGAGCAGGUUUGCAGUUUCCUGUGGGACGUGUGCACCGGCUCCUUCGCCAAGGGAACUACGCAGAGCGAAUUGGGGCUGGCACACCAGUGUACUUGGCGGCCGUGCUGGAGUACCUGACGGCUGAGAUCCUGGAGCUGGCGGGCAAUGCGGCGAGGGAUAACAAGAAGACGCGCAUUAUCCCGCGCCACCUGCAGCUGGCCAUCCGCAACGACGAGGAGCUCAAUAAGCUGCUGGGCCGCGUGACCAUCGCGCAGGGCGGCGUCCUGCCCAACAUCCAGGCCGUGCUGCUGCCCAAGAAGACCGAGAGCCACCACAAGUCCCAGACCAAGUGACUCCCGCACUUGUGACAGCAGCUAACAGCUUAAAACAAAAAGGCUCUUUUCAGAGCCACC
This is a messenger RNA of Rattus norvegicus (Norway rat), 478 nucleotides long. RefSeq names its product H2A clustered histone 1 (gene H2ac1). Gene Ontology annotation, cellular component: chromosome; nucleosome; nucleus. NCBI's taxonomy places the organism in Eukaryota, Metazoa, Chordata, Mammalia, Rodentia, Muridae. Bases 26 to 418 code for a protein of 130 amino acids. Gene Ontology annotation, molecular function: DNA binding; structural constituent of chromatin; protein heterodimerization activity. The record is from RefSeq and is marked validated. The transcript has a single exon.